AAAAAAUGUGUUAUUUGGUCAUGACAAAAUUAGGUCAACUAAGAGCAUAGUCAAACCACCAGACUAAUAACCCUUAUAAAUCCCCUAUGGGCAUGACCUCCUCAAUUCCAUUCUUUCUUUUCCAACCAAAACCAGUUAAACCAACCACAAUCAAAUUCAAGAAGAAUAAAGAACCCCACAAAAACAUAUCAUUUUCUCAAACAUUUGCAUGAAAUCAUGGUGGUUUUACCAAAAAAGAGAGAAAGAGAAAGCGAGCUUGAUACCAUAACAACCAUGGCUAAUUACUUGAUGCUUCUUUCUAGCCAAGAAAAUCAUUUUGACAACAUCAACAACUCUCCUAAUCGAGUUUUCGAGUGCAAAACUUGUAAUAGACAAUUUUCUUCAUUCCAAGCUCUUGGUGGUCAUAGAGCAAGACACAAGAAGCCAAGAUUAAUGGGGGAAUUGAAUUAUCAUCAGUUGCCAACUUCUCCUCCUAAACCAAAAACACAUGAGUGUUCAAUUUGUGGACUUGAGUUUCCUAUAGGUCAAGCUUUAGGUGGGCAUAUGAGAAGGCAUAGGGCUAUGUUGAAUGAAAAUAAAAUUCAAGUUCCUCAUCAUGUUGUAAAGAAAUCAAAUAAUUGCCGAAGAGUUUUAUGUUUGGAUUUGAACUUAACCCCGUUUGGAGAAUGAUUUAGAGUUCAAGGUCGGAAAGUCAACUCCUGUAGUUGAUUAUUGAACAAAUAAAUCCUAUCUAGACGCUAUAUUUUUGUCUCUUUCAAUUUUAUUUCUUUCCUUUUUCUUCUUAUGGAUCCUGUAUUAGUUAGAUAGGGAUUUAUGUAUUUGUUUAUACGAUGGAUAUAGGCUGGACGGAAGUAUACAACAUGCGUAGGGUGGUCAAUUGCUCGUCGGAAAAUUAUACGAUGUAUAUACAUCAAAUAACACUUCUUUUAUAUAUUUAUUAAAUCUUGAA
Nicotiana tabacum (common tobacco) is the source of this 949-nucleotide messenger RNA. The record is from RefSeq and is a predicted model, not a curated record. Lineage: Eukaryota; Viridiplantae; Streptophyta; Magnoliopsida; Solanales; Solanaceae.